Messenger RNA from Toxorhynchites rutilus septentrionalis, 1244 nucleotides. RefSeq lists its product as uncharacterized. The coding region runs from base 127 to 1056 and encodes 309 amino acids. The transcript is spliced from 4 exons. Lineage: Eukaryota; Metazoa; Arthropoda; Insecta; Diptera; Culicidae. The record is from RefSeq and is a predicted model, not a curated record.
GACUACAUCAACCUGUUUGAUCAGUUCCAUUGAAAACUUUAUCCGCUAAGGACGCGUAUUCUCUGUGUGUGUGGUUUUUCUUCCUACAUCCCAUUCAGCAUUUCCCACCUAAAAGAGGAUAGAAUAAUGGACGAAGUCAAUGAAAAGUUGAAGAACUUUAUAAUUAAUUCAACCGCGAGUGGAAUCAAGCUCAAUUGUUUACCUUCGUUUUCCCGCCACCGGGAAUGGAAACGAGAUAACUUGUGCUACAAAGGAUCACGAUUGUAUCAAGCUAUAAUCGCCUUCCUUAUAUUGGCAGCUGCAAGGCAUUAUCUCGACGAGCUGUUUACGAAUGAAGAUUGCACCAUUGAAAUGCCCCACCAGCUGCAGAAAGCAUUCCGCCCCCCGGAAAAUUGUAACUUCUGCAGGGAAGUGCGACAUGUGCCCAGACUUUCCAAUGUGAAUCCUGACGAGUUCGAGCGAAUCUACGCUUACACCGGUGGUCCAGUGAUAGUAGCUGACGCUACCGUGAAUUGGACCGCAACAAAAUACUUCGACUAUUGGUUUUUCAAAGAUGUCUACCAAACAUAUGGUAGGCGAAAAUCGGCAGCUAGGUGUCAAUUUUUCCCCUAUCGGACCGGAUUUCGGAACAUUUACGAGGCGUUGAAUUUAAGCGAAGCACGUGUUAACUACGAACCGGGACAGGAACCGUGGUACUUCGGCUGGAGUAAUUGUGAUCCGGAAAUAGUGAAGGUGCUACGACAGCACUACGGACGGCCAUAUUUUCUGCCGAGAGCGUCCGAGAACAAUCCCGUAGAUUGGGUUUUUAUGGGAGGAACCGGGCUAGGCGCGCACAUGCAUGUAGACAACGUUCGGUUGCCAUCCUGGCAAUCCCAGCUGAAGGGAGCUAAAGAAUGGAUUCUAGCGCCUCCACCAGAGUGCUACUACAGCUGCAACUUCUUGACAGUCGUUGUACGAACCGGGGACACCAUUGUUCUCGACACCAACAAAUGGUACCACAGAACGAAUGUACUCUCUGGCGAAAUCAGUAUUACCGUUGGCGCUGAGUACGAUUAGACUCACCUGGAAAUGAUGGUCGUGCCCGGUGGAAAUUCGACUAUGUCCUCUCUUAUUUCAAGAUCAUUGUAGAAACUCACAACAUGCGGUUCAUUGUUACGAAACACACACGAUCCGUUAGCUGAUGGAAUGCGAUGGAACAACGGAUCAUCGUCCUCUGAAAAUUGUAAAUAAAAACGAACCUUAAU